AUGGCCGCAGACAGCGCGCCAACGGAGUCCAGUGCUGUGCAGCACGAGUCGAUCCCCCGGGCUGCAUACCCGAUUGCUGCCCACCAUCUCUUGGAGAUGACCACGUCGAUAAGAGGACUCGACUUGCUACGCUGCGACCUGGCCUUCGGGUCCUUAUGCCAUUCCAUGGGACUGACGGAAGGGAUCACGCGUGAGCAUCCUCACCUCAGUGAUCUGCGCUUCGGCUUUGGCGUCUACCAGCCAGAUGAGGUUCUCUUGGCUUCGUCCUUUGUCCUGCGUCAUCAGUCGUGGCGAAGGCUUUUGGUGAGCACAGCGCUCGUGGCAAAUUGGGCGGGCGAGCAUGAUUACGAUGCAGUCGAUCCUCAUGAGGGACUGGAGCGGGCCGCCGACGUGUUGAAGGGGUUGUCCCCGUAG
Colletotrichum spaethianum is the source of this 414-nucleotide messenger RNA. RefSeq lists its product as uncharacterized. Lineage: Eukaryota; Fungi; Ascomycota; Sordariomycetes; Glomerellales; Glomerellaceae. The transcript has a single exon. Bases 1 to 414 code for a protein of 137 amino acids. The record is from RefSeq and is a predicted model, not a curated record.